UGCGUUCGCCGUGUCGAACUUGACGUCAGCGCGUCGGGAGCAGGAGGGAGCGGCUCUGGUCGAGCGACGUUCACUGCGAACAGGAGAGAGAGUGAGCGGCGGAGAGCGCAGCGGAGUGGACGGGUGGAUGACUACAGACAGUCAGGAUGCGUGAAUACAAACUGGUUGUUUUAGGAUCAGGAGGCGUCGGCAAGUCAGCUCUGACUGUCCAGUUUGUUCAGGGAAUCUUUGUGGAGAAAUACGACCCCACGAUAGAGGACUCCUACAGGAAGCAAGUCGAGGUUGAUGGACAGCAGUGUAUGCUGGAGAUCCUGGACACAGCAGGAACAGAGCAGUUCACAGCAAUGAGAGACCUGUACAUGAAGAAUGGCCAGGGCUUUGCUCUGGUUUACUCCAUCACGGCUCAGUCCACCUUCAACGACCUUCAAGACCUCCGAGAGCAGAUCCUCAGAGUGAAGGACACGGAGGAUGUUCCCAUGAUCCUGGUUGGAAAUAAAUGCGAUCUGGAGGUGGAGCGUGUGGUGGCCAAAGAGUCGGGCAUUGGUCUCGCUCGCCAGUGGAACUCCUGUGCCUUCCUUGAGACCUCGGCCAAGAGCAAGAUUAACGUCAACGAGAUCUUCUACGACCUUGUCCGACAGAUCAACAGGAAGAGUCCAGUUCCAGGGAAAACCCGCAAAAAGUCCACUUGUCAGCUUCUCUAAUGGCAGAUUCCUGCUCACCUGAUAACCAACCAACCAACCAAUCACAGGACAUCUUCCAGCUGGCCACGCCCCUUUAACACAACCAUGUCACCAUCAGCAUCAGCCACUCUGUUACCAUGACGAUCGCUUCUCCCAUCCUUCAUCACACAAUGUAAAGGAGACUGUUGCCUUGGAAACAUUAAAACAGAACAUCAAAGGACUGCAACGGCGGUGGCGAUGAUGAUGAUGAUUCUGCUGUUGCGGGAAUGCAGGGGCUUGAUUUAAACUACGGUUCCCAUCAUCCUCUCUGCUAGGCUGUUUUUGCAGUGGGGAGUGGCUUCUUGCAUUCUUUUCUUUUUAAAAAAUUUUAAACUUUUCUUUUUUCGUUUCUUUCGCCUUAUUGUUUUCCGGCAGCCCUGAGCCAAUCACACGCAGUGUGACCGUCAGCUGUGUCGGCAUCGCCGCGGUGAUGACGGUGCCGCCGCCACAGCUGACCGUGUGUGUAUAUGGCUCUGGUGAAACCUGUGGAUUCAUACAGUGGUUAUUAUUACAGUGGUUGUUAUUAUGAUUCUGUGUGAAAACAAUUAAGUCAUUUUAUGUUUUUGAUUUUUGGGGAGGGAGGUGUGGGCGGGGUGAGGCGGGGGUGGGGGGUGUAGCAGCAAGUCGAGAGGUUAGCUUACUGUGCUGAUAGCAAUGCCGUAAUUAAAGUUAGCCUAAAGCUAACAAACUGGGCGGAGUCAGGAAGAAUACAGAUAUAACAGGAAGAUGUUAGGUGGCUUGUUGCCAUAGCAGCAUGGCGAGCUGACUCCUGAUCUGCUGCUCAGGGCGGACAUGUUGCCUUUUUGACAGCAGACUCACACUGGUCCAGUACCUUAACUCUGUGUGUGUGUUUGUGUGUGUGUUUGUGAGUGUAUGUGAGCUACGUAACACAGUGAAGCAGGCCAGUUUCUGUAAUGAUCGUUUUUUGACCUGCGGGGUUGAAACACUGAAUUAUUGGUCCUUUAGUCACUUUAACUGAUAAGAUAUUAAAGGGGGCCUGUCAUGCUCAUUUUCAGCUCUAUAUUAUUUUCACUAGAGCAGUUUUACCUGAUUUAAAAGUAAAUUAAUGCCCUUACUGUCCUUUCCCGGCCCUUUUUGGAGCUUCUGGGCUAAUCUGCUUAAAAUGAGCCAUUUUAACCCGUCGCUUUAAGGGCGUCCCCGUCCCUAAAAGCCCGCCUUCUUCUAAUUGGUCCAUUGAUGGAAGCAUGCAGAGGGGCAGCACCAAAAACAAAAUGAAGCCUGAGCUUUGUGUCUACAAGUACAACUUUCACACGUUUUCAUUCCAUUAUUUAAAACUAUGGCCAUGUUUAAAAUAAAUAUCUGGCAUUAAAGUUUAGAAAGGAGUACCAGGACCACAUUAGGAAAAAAAAAUGUGUUUGUAUUUUCAGAAUAAAGUUGCAGAAUGAUGUAGGUAUUUCAACAAUAAAGUCAAGAGUUUGAGAAUAAAACCGAAAUAUGAAAAAAGUCAAGAUUUUGGAAAUAAGGUCAAAAUUAUGAGAAACAAAGUAAAAGCAUAUGAUAGUCAAGAUUUCAAGAAUAAAGUUUCAAUAUCGAGAAUAAAGUUGAAGCACGUUGUAGAGAGCACACACAUCCUUGGAGUUGUUAGACUGUGUUCCUAAACAAUGUGAAAUCAUUUCCUUCUUGCUAAAACCACCCCUGAAAAAAUAAUUGCAGUUUUAUUCUUUUUAACCCUUUUCCAUGUUUUGGCGUGGCACUAAUACGUCAUCAUAACCGUACGUAGCGUACAAUAAAAGACUAAUAAAGCAUAAUCGGUCCCCUUUAAGCUUCUGAUGGAUGGAUUCCCAAACUCAACCAGGAGAAGGCGGAGUUUCUUGUAUUCUUGGUACGUCAUGCUAACACUUUUGCAUGCACCGUGCUGAGUAAUACUUAAAUGUUAAACUGUUAGCAUCGAUAGAUGGAGGUGUUUUCUUAUCAGUUGAAGAACAAACUUAAAGUCUCAGUGUUUCAGUUUAACAGUAGCAUGGCUGCAGUCCAGCCGGAGAGGGUUAAAGCCACAGAAAUCCUUUGAAUAUGUGUUUGUGGGCGUGGUCAGCUCACGGGAACCGCUUGCCGGACCCGUGACCUCUGUGAGUGCUGCUGUGCACAGUGUUGUACUAUCAGCGGGGUACUGCUGUCAGUAUUCUGGGUCUCCUCCAGUGUCUUCAGUCAUGUAGCAUGUUGAUGUUUCUGCCAGUACCCAGUCUGACCUCCAGGAGGUGCUGCUGCGACAGUUUGCAUGCCGAGCAGAAGCUUCCGGGCCGGAGGGCCGUUUGUGGCUGCGGCAGGCCGAUCGCCAACUGUUUCCUGCCAGCGCAUUAUGAUGAUUCCAGCUUUAUUCUUGUAAUAUCAAUAGAGGAGGGGCUUAUUACUGCCUCCGGUGGUUGUAAAGCAGAAAACACCCACUGCUGUUAUUUCUGAAAGCUUCAGGUAUAAUAGAUGUUUCUGUGUACGCCACAAGGGGCAGUGCAGAGCACCUUUUAUAGCCAAAAACAAACAUGGAUUAUAAAAAAUACACCCCAUCGUACUCUUGAUAAUGUUUAUAAGCCACUUUCAUGACAGUUUAAAACAAUAUGAGGCCAUUUUUAAGUAUAUUUUAUCACUUCUCCUACACAGUAUCCAUAACUGGUGUAUUAGCAGUUGAUGACUGAUGAUUAAUGAUGAUUAGCAAGCAUAUUUAGUUACAUAUAAUGGUGUUAUGUUUAGUUUAACUGUUUAUUCACAUAUACAUUGAGCAUUGCAGUGUAUUCUCAGUGUUGGAAAGUAUUUCUUCAUGUAUCAAUAGAGACGCUUCAUAUUAUGUAUUCAUUCAUGUGAUUAUAGCUGAUUAUGGUUAUGAGUAAUUCAUUUAAGAGGAGAAAUGAGGUGAUAAAUGCUUGAAAUGUCCUUUUAUCUGUUUAGAACUGCUUCAAAGUGAGUUUGUUAGGGUUCUUGCUUUAACACGGGGGUUUCAUCCUCAGAAAAAACUUUCAGUCAUUUCCACGGCCAGCCGUGGCUGCACUUGGACCUUUCAGGCCUUCGCCCAGAGGCUGUGGUGCCAUUCGUCAUUUCCUGUGACUUCUGAAGGCGUCAGUGUGGUUUAAGAAGAUGAAGAAACGAGUCUGGUGUUUUGGAAAAAAGUUCUUUAGAUCUCUUAAUCUUGUGAGAAUCAACAGAAGCAGCUGUGUGAAAUCACAAGAAGGGGAGCUAGGCCUUAUUUUCACACGUCUGCAACGAUGCUGCAGACUGAAAAGUAGCUGCGAUUGUUGCUUUGAAGACAGCGAAGCCAGGUCUGAAUGUUUGGACAGAAACAGACGUGUGUUAAAGUCUUUACACACUUCAUUUAAAGCGCACUGAGGCCUUGACAGCUACAGUAAAUAGGGGCUGAUGCAGAUGGUAACACUUCACUUUAAGUGCCCGUAUUUGGCAUUUAAGAGCAGCAUGUAAACAUUUAAUAGAAGUGGUAACGCUGUACGGCAGCUGUAAGCAGAUAUGAACAUGUAAAUGUAACUAAAAACAAAAUCUGACUACAUUUCAUGUGUUUAAGCAUUAAAGUUCACUCUUACAGCUGCAUUGCAGUGUGUCACAGACCAUGUGAGGCACAUUUACAUAUUUCACUCUCUGCUUUCCA
This is a messenger RNA of Oreochromis niloticus (Nile tilapia), 4326 nucleotides long. Its product is annotated as ras-related protein Rap-1b. NCBI's taxonomy places the organism in Eukaryota, Metazoa, Chordata, Actinopteri, Cichliformes, Cichlidae. Bases 147 to 701 code for a protein of 184 amino acids. Gene Ontology annotation, biological process: Rap protein signal transduction. The transcript has 8 exons. Gene Ontology annotation, cellular component: membrane. Gene Ontology annotation, molecular function: GTPase activity; GTP binding. The record is from RefSeq and is a predicted model, not a curated record.